Messenger RNA from Drosophila nasuta, 4753 nucleotides. It is a transcript of the gene bves, whose product is annotated as popeye domain cAMP effector bves. The transcript is spliced from 8 exons. The record is from RefSeq and is a predicted model, not a curated record. Lineage: Eukaryota; Metazoa; Arthropoda; Insecta; Diptera; Drosophilidae. Gene Ontology annotation, cellular component: sarcolemma. Gene Ontology annotation, molecular function: cAMP binding. The coding region runs from base 878 to 2176 and encodes 432 amino acids. Gene Ontology annotation, biological process: regulation of membrane potential; striated muscle cell differentiation; skeletal muscle tissue development.
UUGCUUCGGCUACAUACUAACUAGAAAAUUCACACACACACGCAUACAAACGCAAACUAGUUAAAAUGUCAAACUGUGUGUGUACAUAACCUAAGCAAUCGAAGGGCAGUCGCCGUCGACGUCGCUGCUGCAGCGGAGGAGCAGUGCCAACAUUGUUGUCUCAUCAAAUUGCAGGGACACCGCCUACCAAUUGAUGAGGAGGAACAGCAACAACCAUAACAGCAAUAAUAACAAUAGGCAAGAAGAAGUGCAGCAACGGCUCAAUGUGCUGAAGUGCCUUGAGUGAAAAAAUACUAUUCAACAAUGUGACCCGACGACAUAGAUGAGAAGGCGACAAAAGCAGUAACAGUAGCAGAAGCAACUGCACCAACAACGAACGCAUCGAAUUUCUGUGGAGCGGAGGCCGCAAAACAAUUGUGGAAUUGCUGAAGAAGAAGACAACAACAACAACAACAACACGAACAUAAACAAACAACACACGCUGAGAGCGAGCAGACUGAGCAACGAGUGCGUGAGAAAGAAGGAAGGAAGCAAAGCUGAGAGUACAAAUUACAGCGAGUACAACUAGAACGAGUGAAAAACUGCCAGCAAGCGAAAACAACUAACCAACGAGUAACUAGAACGCAUAGCGAGUAGCGAGUAUCUAUGGAACGCAACACUUGAAUAAGAGCGAGAGCGUGCCAAAGGAGUUGGCGAGUGCAAGAAGCGAGAAGCGAAGAGGAAAAGCACAAAGCAAGCGAGUAGCAACAUUUGAAGCGAGUAUCGAGUAAAAGUCGAUUCUAACGAGUGUAACGCAAAACGACGAGAGCUUUAACUCGAACUCGAGUGCUGUAGGAGAACGAACGGCGAGUUCAAGUGCUCAGCUGGCGUUUUGGCCAUGCCCAGCACGGCGGGCAGUGCAGCCAGCGUUGGCGUCGGAGCCCUGAUUAACAGCGCCGGCAGCAGCGCCAGCAUGGGCAUCGGCAGCGUUGGCGGCGGCAGCGCGGCCUCCGCAGCAUCGGCCGCGGGCGUUGCGAGCAGCAGCGCUGUGGCAGCCGCCUCGGCGGGCACACUGAUCGCUCAGAGUACGGCGGGAACGAGCGCGGCGAGCGGCACAAUAACGUGGGACAACAAUGGAACGCUGCGAUCGAUCAAUCCAGGCGAUUGGUCAAUUGAACAAUGCCUCAUCUGGCAGUCGCCGCAUCAUCUUUACUUUCAACUCGGCUGGGCGUUCCUCUUCUUGGCCUUCCUCGCCCCCCACGGUCCAUUCGGUUCGCUGUGGAUGCGGGCCACCAUGUUGAUCGGUUGCAUCAUGAUGGGCAUGUAUGGCUAUCUGAUCGAAUGCACUCCGGAUGUCGUCUUCUGGUCCGGCCUGGGCAUUGGCAUCAAUUUCGUCUAUCUCAUUGUGGUGCUUUGUCGUCUGCGACCCGUGCGUUUCGAUCAGGAAAUUGAGGCGGUGUAUGUGGCGCUGUUUCAACCGCUGCGCGUGACGCGACAUCAGUUCCGGAAGGUGCUCAACUGCAUGAAGGUGAUCAGGGCACUAAAGUACCAGGAGGUCUACGCACAGGAGAAGGUCACCAAGGUGGACAGCCUGUCGCUGGUGCUAAGCGGCAAAUUGGUCGUGUCGCAGCAUCAGCGCGCACUGCACAUUGUGUUUCCCCAUCAGUUCCUAGACUCGCCAGAAUGGUUUGGCGUCUCAACCGACGACUAUUUCCAGGUGUCCAUCAUGGCCAUGGAGGAGUCGCGUGUGUUGAUCUGGCAUCGCGAUAAGCUCAAGUUAUCGAUAAUGGCGGAACCGUUUCUGCAGACCGUCUUCGAUCACAUACUCGGCCGCGAUGUGGUCAAAAAGCUAAUGCAGGUGACACAGGUGAGCGAAUCGAUAGCUAGCAAUGGUUUCCUGCCCUCGGGCGGCUAUGCGGAGGAUGCCGAGGACAAGCCGAUGCUCAUCUUGAAGAAGAGCGUUGAAGUGGGCCACGGCCUGACGGCGCUGAUCAAUCGCCAGCUGCAGGAAGAGCAUGUUCCUUUACUUGGUCGCACGUACAAACACGUACCACCACCACAACCACCACACACGAUCACAAAGCCGCAUCAGUUGCCAUCUCCAGCGGCCGACACCAAUAUCGAUCACUACGUGAAUUCUGCUGCUGCCUCCGCCGCCGCCGCUGCUGCCGCUGCUUACAACAACGGCACUCAAUGAAGCAAUCAAACACACACUGACAAACACUUACACACACACACACACAUACACAGUUGCAGCACAAGAAGAAGUUAAGCUGAAGGCCAGAAGCAGAAAGAAAAAAAAAACAUUUGUUGUAUAUGCAACAUCUGCUUAAACAAUCGUCAAUCAAUCAAUCAAUCAAGAGCUACAACAAUCAACAUACAACAUCUGAUCGCGUCAUCAACUUCAUCAUGAAUAACAACAACUCCCAUCAUCGACUAGAACUCACUCGCACCUCUCUCUCGCUCUCUCGCUCUCUCGCUCUCCCUUUGAAUGCUCAUCUAACUCAACACUAACCUUAAGCAAUAACUGUAACACACACACUCACACUCACACACUCUCUUUUAAUCUAUACUGAUAAUCGACAAGUUGUUGCCAGGUACAAACACUUAUGAUCUUUUACUCGGGCGCGCCAAAAAAUUUCCAUUUACACCCGCGACGGAAAUGUACACAAAAAUUGGCACAAAGCAAACAAAAGUGGAAAAUCAAAGACGGGGAAAAAUAAAUAAAUAAAUAAUGAAAUAAGUACUCACACAGUUUUGCUGUUGUAGAUCAGUUGAGAUCACUUCACUUGAGAUUUGUUGCUUGCAUUGAAAUUCAACUGCAAUUCGAGUCGAAUAAAAAUGAGAUCAGUUUUGUGAGAACUUGUUGCAUUGGGGCUUUAAGUUUUCAACUCUAGAAUAAAUAUGUGGGCAAUUGAAGAUCACUUAAAGAGAUCAGUUGAGCUUUAGCAGCAUAAAAUCUACAGUUAUAAACGAUAAAAUUCAUAAAGUGCAGCAUGAGAAGGUGAACUUCAGCUUAGUUAAAUAACCAAAUGUUAAUCAACAAUUUUGUAGAUUUGAAAGCGAUCAAGCUAAAUUGAAAUUAAAAUUCGGAAUUAAUCAGCUGAACAGCUGCUGCUCGGAUGCAUUUGAAAGUGACUCAAAGCAUUCGCUGCAGACUCAAUAAGCUAGUGAUCAAGAACAAAACGUCGACUUGCGAUCAGUUGAAGAUCAUUUUUUAGAUUUCAGUUCAAAGAUUUCGCUUCAAGAGUUAACAUUAUUUUAGUGCAUCGAUCGAUACAAAAUGAGUUGAUCUUGCGAUCAGUUGAAGAUCAAUUUAGGAAUUCAGUUGAAAGAUUUUACUUUAAGAGUUAACAUUAUUUUAGUGCAUCAAUCAAAUAUAUAAAAUUAGUUGAUCUUCAGUGUCAAUUCGCUGGAAAUCAACAACCAUUGCUCGUGACUUCUCACUUACUCAUCGAUCGAUCGUCAACCAAUUAUAAAAAAAAAAGUUUAAUGCGCUGUGCGAGAAAAGAUCAAAGUUCAGAGCCAAUGAUAUACGAUAUAUAACAAUAAUUUUGUGCGCGAUAAAAUCCAACACUUUAUUUUUUUUUUUUAUUAUUCAUUUAUUUAAUUGCAAUAACAAAUGAUUUAAAUAAAAUAGCAAUUUGUCAAAUGUGCAUAUAGAAAAUAUGAAAUUAUAUUUCGACUUCCGUUCCACAUUUAAUAAUGGAAAAGUUUUUACUGUGCUGGGCACACGAACAAUAAUUAUAUUAAUUUAUAGACAUACCUACAUAUAGCUCGGCGUACCACAUGGCGUAUACAUAACGUACACAUAUGUAUAUAUUAUUUGUUGUUUGCCUAUCAUUAUCACAAUUUUGUUUGUAUAUUAAUUUCUUUGCAUUUCCAUUCGAUUUUGUUGUUGCCUCUUUUAUUUGAUUUGAUUUGAUGAUUUGAUUUAUGUGUUUCUUUUUUGUGAUUUUGUUAAUGAUUUUGUUUUUUUUUUCGAAUGAUUUGCGUACGAAUUUAAAAAGAAAAAAACGGUAAAUACACACACACACCCACAAAUAUACACCUAUGCAUAUACACACAUUUAAAUAUUGAUAUAAUAAACUAAUUAAUAUAUUAAAUAGUUUUAACUUAAGGCUCAGAAAAAAAGCAAACAACAAAAAAAACCAUAGAAUUGUACAUACUUAUGAAAUUGUAUCAUAUUUAUAAUAUAAACUUAACAUUAUUAUUAGCAGAAAGUGAAUGUAAACAAGCCAAAACAGAAUGAUGAACAUAAAUAAUGAUAAAACACACACAACAACAACAACAAUGCCUACAACAUAACCCAAUUUGACAGCGUUUAAUUAAUUUGUUGUUCGUUUUUUGUCUUCUUUUUUUAAUUGUUUAAGUGUGCCAGACAUGAAACAAAAACAACGUUGCUUUAUUUUCGCACAUAUUCCGCCUUCGUUUCGCCAACGUUUUCGCCUCGGCCACAAAAUGAUCGAUCGAUGCGAGCAUGCAAAGCACGUGCACACACCCAUCCAUCGAUCCAUCCAUCUAUCGAUCCUCACUUCCUCCCAGCCCCCACUCUCUCUCUCUCUCUCUUUCAUUCUCUAUCGUUCUCGCUCUCUUUCACUGGGUUGAGCGAUAAGGAGCGCGUGCGCCUUUUGCGGCUCGAUACCUGUUUGCGCAUCAUUAACAUUCAUUUCGCUCAAAUGGCAAUGAUUUGUUUUUUAUUUUAAUUCACAAUUAAAAUGAUUAACAACCCCAGCAAACGACGACGAGCACAACUCAAAUACUCAGCUUCCUC